Molecule: messenger RNA, 2354 nt
Organism: Vanessa tameamea
Lineage: Eukaryota; Metazoa; Arthropoda; Insecta; Lepidoptera; Nymphalidae
Product: nose resistant to fluoxetine protein 6-like
Exons: 13
Coding region: 49-2310 (753 amino acids)
Molecular function (GO): acyltransferase activity, transferring groups other than amino-acyl groups
Source: RefSeq, a predicted model, not a curated record
UCUCAGUUAAACUUUAGUUUACUAACAAACCAUUCUCGAAAGAGCACCAUGCGACGUAUAACCGUAGCUAUUAUUAUUUCAAUACAUAUAGUAUUAACAUAUGGUAACGUGACUUCUUCUACAAAAAAUGGUGACAUCACAACAAGUAUACCCUUGGAUAAUUAUGCACAGAAUGUGUCAUAUAUUAAAUCCGGUGAAAAGAAAAAGGAAUCGGUGAAAACGUUUAAUUUGAACGACAGUCCGGUGUAUCUUGAUGAUGUGCUAUUCGUUCUGAAGCAUCAAAAUUGGACGGAGGAGGAACAGCCUUGCUUACGUACGACGCUGCUGCUGUUACACAAUCUUCAGAAUUUUACUUUAUGGGCUGUUUGGAACUGGGAUGCGAUAUCAUCAGAACCUCAGGGUCUUCUUUUUGGGAGUAAAUUCCAUUUGGGCAAUUUUGAUGAGUGUAUGAGCGCACCAUGGUACAAAACACAACCAGAGCUUCGGACUCAGUACUGCUUAGCUGAUAUUGUUCUGGAGAGAACUGAUAAACCCGUGAAGAAACGAAUAUCUGACCCGUAUGAUCCAUAUCAGUCUGCUUUAAAUCUUCUCGAACACCGAUCUGUGUUCCGUCGAUCAUUGAACGAGCUAACUUGGGGAGUAUGUGUGCCUGCAGUGUGCCAACCUAAAUCUGUGGAGCGAUUGAUGGGAAUCCUCCUUGCACACAGUCACCUCGGUACAGCGGGACUGCGACCGCACAUCUCCGUCACCGAACCAUGUCAGAAAGUUGAUGAACCUAUACCGUUCGACGCGUUGUUUUAUGCUUUUAUAGGAGUGAUGGGGUCUUUAACAAUUUUGGCACUCGCUUGCACAUUUAUAAAGUAUAAGAAAAAGGACUUAAAUUAUAACAAAAUUCAAGACAGCAUUAUUAUAGCAUUCGAUAUUAAAACGAAUGCGAAGAAUUUGUUAAAAACAUCGGGGAAAGGACUUGAAGUGUUAUAUGGUAUCAAGUUUCUUACGAUGUGUGUGAUCGUCUCCGCUCACCAGUAUGGUAUAUUCAAUGGAGGUCCGGUGAGCAAUGGCUCCAAAUUGGACGAGGAAGCUCUAACCAUACUAGGUUUGAUGUUUCUGCACGAAGAUGUCGUAGUAGACUCUUUCUUCCUGCUUUCCGGUUUCCUUAUGGCCACUUUACUUAUAAAAGCGAAGAAACUGCCCAAUCUAUUUGACUUUAUUAUAAAGAGAUACGUCAGGUUAGUGGUCGCAUAUGCCGUAGUUAUAUUUUACGUCUGCGCGAUAUUUCCGUAUACUGGUUCCGGUCCUUUAUGGCACAGGGCCAUAGCAGCUGACACAGAGCCAUGCAGGAAGAACUGGUGGCUCAAUCUCCUCAUGCUGAGCAACUAUAUAGACAGCCAAAACAUAUGCCUCGUCGUCAGCUGGUACAUUCCUUGCGACUUCCACUUUUGUAUAUUGACUGUGGCAUUGUACUGCUUCUACAAGAAAUUUCCUCUAGCCGGUAAAAUAAUAGCAACCGUUGUCUCCGUAGCUGCAAUCCUCGCGCCAGGGAUCAUCAACUACAUUUACGAACUACCGGCGAUACAAUUGUUUACCUAUGACUUCAUGACAAACCCUCGGGGAUCAUUGCAGUUCCAUAUGACGUACAUCAAGAGCCACACGCGAUACGCUGCGUAUCUCAUCGGCUUCCUGAGUGGUAUCCUGUACUCCUAUUGUGCCGCAUCCGAUAAAUUCAAUAAGAUACCGAAAAAAUGGUCAAUCCUAGGUGCAUGUCUAAGUAUAUUCACUAUGGGUGUAGUGAUGUUUACUGGUCCCAUGUUCCUGUGGCGAAGCUACGACGUGCUUGAAAGCGCUAUAUACGCGGCCCUCAAUCGACCGGUUUGGGCCAGCUGUGUCGCGUUGCUCGUUAUAUGCUUGUCACUUGGACACGUUCCUCUCAUCAAGGGCUUCCUGAGCUGGUACCCGUGGGUGCCGCUGAGCCGCCUCUCGUAUGGCCUCUAUCUCAUUCACGCUGUGUUCAUAGCUCGCAAUGUAUAUGUCACUCGAAAUCCGCAACAUCACGACUACAUAAACAUAAUGACACACUGUCUCGGUAUCAUUUGCGAAGGAAGUCUGGCGGCAUUGCUUAUUUGGCUCAUCGCUGAAGCACCUAUCAACAACCUUCUUAACGUUAUGUUCAAAUUCAGUAACAAUGAGAAAAAAGAAACGAAUACAGAAGGACAAUCAUCCAUAAAUGGCGGAAAUGAUAAAAGAACAAACAGAGACCACUUACACGAAAAUAUGCCUACGUCGGUACAGAUUAUUUCUUCGAAGAUAUAAAAUGAGUUCUAGAUAUCUUUUUUUGACGUAUAUGUAUCAAAAAU